Molecule: messenger RNA, 1311 nt
Organism: Ichthyophthirius multifiliis
Lineage: Eukaryota; Ciliophora; Oligohymenophorea; Hymenostomatida
Product: protein phosphatase 2c, putative
Exons: 8
Biological process (GO): protein phosphorylation; protein dephosphorylation
Molecular function (GO): ATP binding; protein kinase activity; protein serine/threonine phosphatase activity
Source: RefSeq, a predicted model, not a curated record
AUGAAUAUAAAUAAAAAAUAAAAGACAUCUUCUUUUUGUGGAACUUCUAUGUAUUUGGCACCUGAAAUGCUUAAAAGAAAAAGUUAUGGAUUCAAAAUUGAUUGGUAUGCUAUAGGGUUGAUUACUUUAGAAUUACUAACAGGGGAUAAUCCUUUUUAUGAUAGAACAUAAUAGGGAAUUUUCGAUAAGAUUUUGAAUUAAAAACUUAAGAAAGAAAAGUAUAUUUCAAAUGAUGCAUGGGAUUUUAUAAAUUAAUUAAUGGAAAAAGAUGAAAACAAAAGAGCUGGUGUAAAUAUAAAAGCACAUAAAUGGCUUAAAGAUAUUGAUUGGAAAAUUUUAUCUAAUAAAGGCCUUGAAACAGAAAAUAAUAUUAUACCUAUUGGAGAAUUAACCGAUAGAUAAAAUCAAAAUAGUAAAAUAGAUUUAGACGCAGUUAGAAACUAGUAAAUUCUAUAAAUAAAAAAUAAUAAUGGAAUUCAAAAUGCUGGUUGCAAUUAACAAAAGAAAGAAAAAACAAAUCAAGAUACAGCAAUAGUAAAUCCUAAAAAUCUAGCUGAUCUAGACAUUCAUCUUUUUGCUAUAUGUGAUGGUCAUGGAUAAAAUGGACAUUAAAUAUCUUAAUUAAUUUAAAAAAAUUUCCCUUUAAAUAUAUAGAAAUAUUUAUCAAACGAUUUUAAAUAAACAAUAUUAUAAAGUUAUAAAGAAACAAAUAAAUAAAUUUUUGCUCAAAGUGUUGAUUCCUAUCUCAGUGGAUCUACAUUAAUUUCUAUUUUUAUUCAAAAAAAAAAACUUUAUAUUGCAAAUGUAGGUGACUCUAGAGUUAUUUUAGCAAAAUAAAAAGCUUCCAAUACACCUUUUUAUCCUUGCUAACUUUCCACAGACCAUAAACCUUCAUUAGAAAGUGAAAAAAAUAGAAUAAUAAAAGCUGGAGGACGGGUAGAAAGUUAAGCACAUUAUAACGGAUAGCCUGUUGGUCCUCUAAGAGUAUGGUAAUAAAAUGCAGAUAUUCCUGGAUUAGCUAUGACUAGAAGUAUGGGUGAUAGGGCAGGCAUUCCAGCUGGUAUAACUGCUGACCCAGAAAUUAAUGAAAUUUAAUUAACUGCAGAGGAUAAGUUUAUUGUUAUUGCUUCUGAUGGUAUUUGGGAUUUUAUGAAUGAUUUUGAUGUAGUUAAAUGUGUAGAAUAAUUUUAUGAUAAAAAAAAUGCAGAUUAGGCAGCAGAAUGUUUAAUUAAUUAAGCAAUUUAAGCUUGGAAAAAAGAAACUGAUUAUAGAGAUGAUAUUACAUGUACUGUAAUUUUUUUAGAAAAUUGA